This is a messenger RNA of Striga asiatica, 324 nucleotides long. The record is from the annotation of a GenBank genome assembly. Lineage: Eukaryota; Viridiplantae; Streptophyta; Magnoliopsida; Lamiales; Orobanchaceae.
AUGGCAAAAUUGGAAAAAACAGAACGAGAUAAAAUUGAGGGACCUGAAACGGCUGUCGGUUCAGUGGUUGCCGCCGUUUUUCUGCUUCUGGUGCUCGAGGUGGCGGAGCUCCUCCGGCAAGGCGACGAGGUAGGAGAAGGCCAUCCCGCCGAAGCAGAUGUGAUAGAGGGGUUGAACGGAGCUGGUCUCGAUGUACUUAGCGUGGUAGCUGUCGAGGCCGCGCUGAAUUCCGUUCUUCAGGUAGCGUAUGGGGAAAAAGCUUCUCAUCGCCAUGCACGUGUUUUUCGGUGUUCGUGGGUGGUGGUGAUGAAAAUAAGCUUCUGA